AUGGCGAUAUUGCGGCGUCUGGCCGUUUUCGCCGCCGUUCUGCUGUUUGCCGAGAACUCGGCAGCUAAGCAUCUCCAUCGCAACACGGCGCACAGACUAGAAGUCGCAUUGCCCGGCAAUCACAGACAGAAGCAGGCUUAUGUCAAACCCAACACCGUGUCUGAAGCUAGGCAUCAGGCUAAGCUGUCUAUGACGCCACCUUCAGCAGACUCACGGAACGACUCAAAGGAAGCAGACAAGAUUGAGGAGGCGCGUGAUGUUAUGGCGGAAGAUUUUAUGCGCGGCCGGGCUUCUGUUGAGUUCCCUGCCGGCAAUCCCUACGCCAAGAUAGACCCCCAGAAGAGCCUCAUCGGCGCCAUUCUAGUUUUUGGGUUCUACCUCUUGGGUACUAUGCUAUACAACUACAUCCGGAAAGUAACGGAGCAGAACCGCGUAGAGCAAGCAUUGCGCGACUACGAGGAGGAGAAAGAGCACUACAUCGAGUACGGGGAAACGGUCGAUGUGGCCGGCUCCGGGUCAUGA
Molecule: messenger RNA, 522 nt
Organism: Babesia ovata
Lineage: Eukaryota; Apicomplexa; Aconoidasida; Piroplasmida; Babesiidae
Product: eukaryotic peptide chain release factor GTP-binding subunit ERF3B-like protein
Exons: 3
Coding region: 1-522 (173 amino acids)
Source: RefSeq, a predicted model, not a curated record